GGCUUGAGCUUCAGAAAGAAAAACGUCCUGGGAUACUCACAACUUUUUGGUUUUCAAACUUAGAAGGCUUUUGAAGUCUCUUGGGCCGUUUGAGAGUGUUGUUUCUUACUAUGACAUUUAGUCACCAGCAUUUAGGAAAGAAAAAAAAAAAAGCCUGUUUCAAAAAAGGCAUCCUCCCCAGUGUCCAUACAUUUGGGAAAUAAUGUAUUUGAUUUUAUUUUUUUUUUUGCAUGUAUGAUCAUGAACAUGAGAAACAGAAUUACUGUAGAAGAUGGCAAGGAGAGUGUCUAAUUAGAAGGAAUUGUAGUUUUCUACAGAAUAAACAUUGCUCAUCAAUACAAACCUGCUUUCAAAUCAAAUCAGACAUCCUCGGAGUUAUGUUCGGAAUGGCAGCUUCUAGACUUAAAUACUUUCAUUUUACUUAAUCCCCCCUCCCCCCAUUUCUAGAGAUUGAGUUUUCAAGGAGUUUUUCUAAGAUUUUAUGGCAACCUGGCCAGGGAGGGAGUCUGAGUCAAAGUUGUUUCAUCCAUGUGUUUGAGAAAACGGUCUCUUCAAGCCCCAGCUUUGAUGUCUUCAGCUUCAUGCCGUCCUAAACUACACCCCCAGCAAUUAGUGACAAUACCGAAGACCAGGAAGGCAAGCUGAAGACACCCGACUUCGCUUGAAGGGCAAACAGGAACUCCAAGCACCAUGUCAGUGGCAACAGAACGGUUGAACCUUUCCCAGAGGGAACACAGAUGGCUGUAUUUGGAAUGGGCUGCUUCUGGGGGGCCGAGCGCAAGUUCUGGCUCUUAAAAGGCGUGUAUUCAACCCAAGUGGGCUUUGCAGGAGGCUACACACGCAAUCCCACCUACAAAGAAGUCUGCUCAGAAAAAACUGGCCAUGCAGAAGUCGUCCGGGUUGUGUACCAGCCAGAGCACAUCAGCUUUGAGGAACUGCUCAAGGUCUUCUGGGAGAAUCACGACCCGACCCAAGGUAUGCGCCAAGGCAAUGACUAUGGCACCCAGUACCGAUCGGCAGUCUAUCCCACCUCCAAUGCACAGAUGGAAGCAGCCCUGAGAUCCAAGGAGGAAUACCAGAAGGUUCUUGCCAAAAAUGGCUUUGGCCCCAUCACCACUGACAUCCGAGAGGGCCAGGAGUUCUACUAUGCCGAGGACUACCACCAGCAGUACCUGAGCAAGAACCCAGAUGGCUACUGUGGCCUUGGGGGCACUGGAGUGUCCUGCCCAAUGGCCAUUAAAAAAUAAUUUCUCUCCACGAAGUUGGCCCUGGAGGUUCCAGCAAAACCAUGGUUGCUGGAUGGAGUGGCACUGCUGUGAUUCACAUCAGUUGAUUUCCAAAGAGCCCACAUCACACGGGCAUUUACAUGAAUCUGGUUGUCACUGGGGUCUGAUUUAGCGGAAGGGCUAUGACAAGCUGAUAAAUUGUAAUUUGUCUUCUGAUCAGUCUGGGUGGGGGUUGAGCAUGACAUUUUAGUGGAUCAUUUGGGAUCUAAAUGGAGAUAAUGAAUGCCCUGUGUCCACCUGCUUGGGCUUGAAGGGAUGCUAAGGGUUCUGAAGCAGGGAGAUGGUUGGGAGGGCAGGGGGUACUGGGACUCCUUGGUCUUUGCUGACAUACCUCACCCCACUCCCCUGCCCUCAGGUGCCUAAUUCAUUAAUGUCUACAGGCUCUAUGAAUCAUUUGCUGAAACGCUUUGCUCCACUGACCCUAGACGUAUGUAAGGGGUUUCUCUCCCUCCUCCAUCUUCUCUCUGGUAGAGAAAAGACAUGAGUGACCUUAAUGAAUUCUAACAUUCUGCUUACAGCUAUGAAAAAGCUUGUUCUAAUAAAAAUCUGCAGUUGGUAAUAGCAA
Peromyscus maniculatus bairdii (prairie deer mouse) is the source of this 1851-nucleotide messenger RNA. RefSeq names its product methionine sulfoxide reductase A (gene Msra). Lineage: Eukaryota; Metazoa; Chordata; Mammalia; Rodentia; Cricetidae. Gene Ontology annotation, molecular function: peptide-methionine (S)-S-oxide reductase activity. Gene Ontology annotation, biological process: cellular response to oxidative stress. The record is from RefSeq and is a predicted model, not a curated record. Gene Ontology annotation, cellular component: cytoplasm.